Lampris incognitus (smalleye Pacific opah) is the source of this 973-nucleotide messenger RNA. RefSeq names its product proteasome activator complex subunit 3-like. Gene Ontology annotation, biological process: regulation of G1/S transition of mitotic cell cycle; positive regulation of endopeptidase activity; regulation of proteasomal protein catabolic process. The record is from RefSeq and is a predicted model, not a curated record. NCBI's taxonomy places the organism in Eukaryota, Metazoa, Chordata, Actinopteri, Lampriformes, Lampridae. Gene Ontology annotation, molecular function: endopeptidase activator activity. The coding region runs from base 87 to 860 and encodes 257 amino acids. Gene Ontology annotation, cellular component: cytoplasm; nucleoplasm; proteasome activator complex. The transcript is spliced from 10 exons.
CGAGGCGUCGGUCGGUGUGGCGUCCCAUUCUGAAGGCUCCUCGUCGUUGUUGUAAAAGCUUUUUUUCUGACGUUUUCUGCUGAGCGAUGUCCGCCCUCCUGAAAGUAGAAAAUGAGCUGAGGACGAAAGUGGACAGCUUCAGGGAACAGAUCUCAAGUGAGGCUGAGCACCUGGUGGCCAGUUUUUUCCCUCGGAAGCUCCUUGAGCUGGACGACUUUCUGAAGGAGUCCAUUCUGAAUAUGACAGACUUGAAGGAAAUCCACUCAGAAAUCAAGUUUAAAGUACCUGAGCCCAUCCUGUUCUCUAACUGCCAUGAUGGCCUGGAUAUGCAGAACGCUAAGAAGAGGAAACUGGAAGAUGGAGGAGGGGAUGAAAACUAUCAAGGGGGAACCAAAGUGUUGGUAAUGCCAGAGGGGAUGAUCAAAAGCAACGCAAAACUGGUGGACCUGAUCGAGCGAGUCAAGCCAGAGAUCAGGACGCUGAUUGAGAAAUGUGACACGGUGAAAAUGUGGGUCCAGCUGCUCAUCCCCAGAAUAGAAGAUGGGAAUAACUUUGGAGUCUCCAUACAGGAGGAAACGGUAGCAGAGCUCAGGACAGUGGAAGGAGAGGCAGCGUCGUACCUGGACCAGAUCUCCAGGUACUACAUCACCAGAGCCAAGCUGGUGUCCAAGAUCGCCAAGUACCCUCAUGUGGAGGACUACAGACAGACAGUGUUGGAGAUUGAUGAGAAGGAGUACAUCAGUCUGAAGAUCAUCGUCUCGGAGCUCAGAAACCAAUAUGUGACCCUUCAUGACAUGAUUCUGAAGAACAUCGAGAAGAUCAAGAAACCAAGGAACAGCAAUUCAGAAGCUCUUUACUAAUGACUUUCCUACACACACACACACACACACCCACCUAGGGACAAUUUAGUUAUGGCCAGUUCACCUGACCUAGGUGGUGCAGUGGUUAAUGCGGUCGCCUCACAGCAAGAAGG